CAGCAAUUGUCAAUAUGUUCAAAGCCAAUACCAGAUUAUUCUCUACCAGUGCCAGAAACUUAGGUACCAAAGUUUUCUUUACCCCAUCAAUUAACGGGGUUAAACAAUCUCCAAUCAAAUUUGAAUUGUAUGAUGAUAUUGUUCCAAAAACUGCUGAAAAUUUCAGAGCUUUAUGUACUGGAGAAAAAGGUUUUGGUUAUGCUAAUUCCAUCUUCCAUAGAGUAAUCCCACAAUUCAUGUUACAAGGUGGUGAUUUUGAAACCGGUAAAGGUUACGGUGGUAAAUCUAUCUACGGUAAGAAUUUCCCAGAUGAAAACUUCAAGAUCCCACAUAACAAGCCAGGUUUAUUGUCUAUGGCUAAUGCUGGUCCAAACACCAAUGGAUCUCAAUUCUUCAUCACCACUGUUCCAUGUCCAUGGUUAGAUGGUAAACAUGUUGUUUUCGGUGAAGUUAUUGAAGGUAUUGAAACCGUUAAAAAGAUUGAAAACGAAGGCUCCGGUUCUGGUCAAACCAGAUCUGCCAUUGUUAUUGAAGAAUCCGGUGAAGUAUAAACUAACUAUAUAAUAUUGUAAAUAAACGCUACAAAUUUUUCGUACGAUGAAUAUAAUAUGCAUUGGUAAUUGUAUAAAUAGGAAAAGAAAGGGAAA
This is a messenger RNA of Hyphopichia burtonii NRRL Y-1933, 647 nucleotides long. It is a transcript of the gene CPR3, whose product is annotated as peptidylprolyl isomerase. Bases 15 to 551 code for a protein of 178 amino acids. NCBI's taxonomy places the organism in Eukaryota, Fungi, Ascomycota, Pichiomycetes, Serinales, Debaryomycetaceae. Gene Ontology annotation, biological process: protein peptidyl-prolyl isomerization; protein folding. The record is from RefSeq and is a predicted model, not a curated record. Gene Ontology annotation, molecular function: peptidyl-prolyl cis-trans isomerase activity. The transcript has a single exon.